GAUGGAUGCCUUCUUGACCUGGGACAAAACGAAUCAUAAUGGUCUGUCCGACAUCGUCCUCUCCAAAGAGAAUGUGUGGACACCGGAUUUGAAAAUAUUUAACGGGUACGAAGGUUUGGUAGACAUCAGCGACUACGGAAAUCUCGUGAGGUUAUCGUCGAACGGCCACGUGAUCUUUGAACCCGGAAGCGCCUUUGAGCUCUACUGCCUUGUGGACAUAACUUACUACCCUUUCGACCGUCAGGAAUGCUCCAUCGUCAUCAUGUUCUGGAUGAGCCGGGUAACAGAGGCCGAUAUGAUUUUGUCCAACGAAAACUACGUCUUCAGAGCACUGCGACCGAACGGAGAGUGGGAUAUCGAGUUCUUGGGGGCCAAGCACUACGCCCAGGGCUUUUCUGAUGAAGUCACAAGAACAUACGCGUAUCUGGAAUAUUCAUUCCGCCUCACGAGAAAGAGAACUUUUUACGUGCUGCACUUUCUGAUCCCCGUGAUACUGCUGUCUCUUCUCAACGCCAUUGUGUUCAUCUUACCACCGGAAUCUGGAGAGAAGAUGUCCCUCUCCAUCACGGUGUUGCUCUCCUUCACCCUUUUCAUCAGUCUGCUAAACGCCUCGCUCCCGCAGACUUCACUUCACGUUUCUGUUUUUGCUGUGUACCUGUCGGUGUUACUCGGGCUGGGGACAAUAUCCGUGAUCCUUUCGGCAGUUGGUUUGUACCUGCACUACCGGUACGAGGACCAGCAGGAGAAGAAGGCCGAUCCUCACCACACCGACAGUGUGCGGAGGAGGACAUUCAAGCGGAGAUCGGGUCGGGAGUCCCAGCUGCUGACCAGUACCGAUAAAGAUACUGUGGUGGAGUAUAGCGGUUUGUUACUGAGCCAGGGGGAGAAACAACGCAUUCAGGACAUGCGCAAUAACUUCCGGGUGAACUUCUCCAAGGACUCCGGGACCAAAGAGGAAAGCUUCGAUGACCCGAGAAACAGUCAGGCUAUGGCGAAUGGCGAUUUUAUCACGGACAAACCCGCAUACCAGCGAGAUACGUUCAACGGGAAAGCGAGAGUGAAAGUACCGUGGUGUGUUGUGAAUCCACGACACUUUGAUCACAUCGGGUUUUGUGUGUCUCUCCUCAUGACGAUUGGAUCUACUUUUACUGCCAUUAUUCUGUUAGCAACUCAUUAGAUAUACGUACAGCGUUUACUCUAACUCAGUCCAUUGGGAUCCAUCAGAAAUAAGUACCUGUCUGUCGGUUUGCCUGUUUUCGGAGAUCUGUUU
Molecule: messenger RNA, 1270 nt
Organism: Liolophura sinensis
Lineage: Eukaryota; Metazoa; Mollusca; Polyplacophora; Chitonida; Chitonidae
Product: neuronal acetylcholine receptor subunit beta-4-like
Exons: 3
Coding region: 2-1177 (391 amino acids)
Biological process (GO): monoatomic ion transmembrane transport
Cellular component (GO): membrane
Molecular function (GO): extracellular ligand-gated monoatomic ion channel activity; transmembrane signaling receptor activity
Source: RefSeq, a predicted model, not a curated record